Molecule: messenger RNA, 1462 nt
Organism: Lutzomyia longipalpis
Lineage: Eukaryota; Metazoa; Arthropoda; Insecta; Diptera; Psychodidae
Gene: PheRS-m
Product: probable phenylalanine--tRNA ligase, mitochondrial
Exons: 2
Coding region: 71-1396 (441 amino acids)
Biological process (GO): phenylalanyl-tRNA aminoacylation
Cellular component (GO): cytoplasm; mitochondrion
Molecular function (GO): tRNA binding; phenylalanine-tRNA ligase activity; ATP binding
Source: RefSeq, a predicted model, not a curated record
AACACAAUCUCCAAAUACGUGAAACAUUGAUGAAACAUCACUUGCCUUAGGAAGAAAGUAAACAAAAACAAUGCCCGGUGUUAACUUUGCACAAUUUCCGCGAUUUUCACGAGUUUCCCAACGAAUUUUCACUCGCAGUCUAUCAACAAAGGCCGUGGGGGAAACAAAGGCACCAUCCAGGACAGCAAUUGAGAUUAAUCAUCGACUCUACCAUCCAGAUGAGUGGACAAAUGUUAAUCCGCGAAUUCUUUCCUUCCUGGAGCGAAGGAUUCACGUCCAGCCGCAUCAUCCAUUGUCAAUUGUACGCCAGAAGAUUGUCCAAUUCUUCGGGGAGAAGUACAGAAACUCCAAAGGGAAUCCCCUGUUCAGUGUCUAUGAUUCCUUGAGCCCCAUUGUGAGUGUGGAGCAGAACUUUGAUAGCCUCCUCAUUCCACCGGAUCACCCAAGUAGGGAUAAAUCGCAGUCGUACUAUUUCAAUCGGGACUACAUGCUGCGUGCCCAUACGACUGUUCAUCAAGCUGAACUCAUUACAUCUGGGCUCAAUAAUUUCCUUAUUGUCGGAGAUGUUUAUCGACGAGAUGAAAUCAACUCAACCCACUACCCUGUUUUUCAUCAGCUGGAUGCUGUACGAAUUCACACGCGUAAGACACUCUUUGGUGAGGCGGAUCUCCAAAUAAUGGAGACAAAGCCAAGAACUCACGAGGAGCCCACCCAUCAGAGCUGCCACACGUUGGAAGCUGUAAAGUUGGUUGAAGUAGAACUGAAGGACACCCUUUUGGGGCUCGUAAAGAGUCUCUUUGGGGACAAAGUCAAAUAUCGCUGGGUUGAGACGUAUUUCCCCUUCACUCAUCCCUCGUGGGAGCUCGAAAUCCACCACCGGGAUGAUUGGUUGGAAGUUCUCGGGUGUGGCAUUAUGCGUCACGCUAUCCUUGAUCGGUGUGGCCAUAAGGAUGCAAUUGGAAUUGCCUUUGGGCUUGGUUUGGAACGCAUAGCAAUGGCAUUGUACCAAAUUCCCGAUAUUCGUCUCUUCUGGAGUCGAGAUUCGGGAUUUCUUAGUCAAUUCCACGACAAUGCCCCACCCGGAUUAAUAUACAAAUCCGUCUCGGUGUAUCCUCAGUGCACAAAUGACGUAUCCUUCUGGCUCCCAGGAACAUCCGCAGCGGAAUCUUUUGACCCAAAUGACCUGUACGAUGAAGUUCGCAGCGUGGGUGGGGAUAUUGUGGAGCAGGUGCACCUUCAGGAUAAAUUCACACACCCCAAAAGCGGCAGGACAAGUAUGUGCUUCCGUAUCAUCUACCGACACAUGGAACGAACCCUCACGCAGGCGGAAGUGAAUGAAGUUCAUGCAAAAAUUGCCCAAAAUCUCGUUGAAAAAUUCAACGUGGAAAUCCGUUAAGGGGGCGCUUCAGUGCUAAUAUUUAUUGUUAAUCUAAUAGAAGGGAAUAAAAGGAGUUUAAUCAUC